GCUAUUGGCUGGAGCCCCCGCCCAGGGCGAGGAGGAGAAGGAGGGGCAGCAGGGUUUGGUUGAGCUGCAGCUGUUUGUCUGUUCGACACAGGCUUGGGGCCGACGGGGGAGACGGAGCCCCAGGAUUGUUGAAGCCUGGAAGUCCCCUCCCCUUCCCCCUCCCCCCUUUGCGGCAUCCCCCUCCCUCCACCCUUUCCCACUCUGAGAAUCUGGCCAUGACUAGCAGAAGCACAGCCAGGCCCAAUGGGCAGCCCCAGGCCAGCAAAAUAUGCCAGUUCAAAUUGGUCCUGCUGGGAGAAUCUGCAGUGGGGAAGUCAAGCCUGGUAUUACGUUUUGUCAAAGGGCAGUUCCAUGAGUACCAGGAGAGUACCAUUGGAGCGGCCUUUCUCACCCAGUCCGUUUGUCUAGAUGAUACAACAGUCAAGUUUGAGAUCUGGGACACAGCUGGGCAAGAACGAUACCACAGCUUAGCCCCUAUGUACUACAGGGGUGCCCAAGCUGCAAUCGUGGUUUAUGAUAUUACUAAUCAGGAAACCUUUGCCCGAGCAAAGACAUGGGUAAAGGAACUACAGCGACAGGCAAGUCCCAGUAUCGUUAUUGCCCUGGCGGGGAACAAGGCUGAUCUGGCCAACAAGCGCAUGGUGGAGUAUGAAGAGGCCCAGGCAUAUGCAGAUGACAACAGCUUAUUGUUUAUGGAGACUUCAGCCAAGACUGCUAUGAACGUGAAUGAUCUCUUCCUGGCAAUAGCUAAGAAGUUGCCAAAGAGUGAACCCCAGAAUCUGGGGGGCACAGCAGGCCGAAGCCGGGGUGUGGAUCUUCAUGAACAGUCUCAGCAGAACAAGAGCCAGUGUUGUAGCAACUGAGGGGGUGGCUAGCAGCGAACAAGUAUGGAGCUAGCACGAGAGCUAAGAAAUAACCUCCAUCCCCACCCCUCAGCACACAGCCCCUACGGUAACAGCACACCGAGCCCUGGCUCCCAAGGGCUGCCUCCUGACAGCUCCAUCAUGGCACUUUUUAACGCUUCAGCAACCAACACCAGGCAGCUGUUGCCACAGGCCUCCUACCCCCUACUCUGGGGCUUGGGGGUCAACUCCCCCCAGGACUUACCUCCCAAAACAAACUUUCUUCACUUUGUAUUAUAGGUGCAAGACAGUGACCUACUUAUCUUUUCUCCUUCUCCCCAGUGUUCUUCCCCAUUUUUUCAGAAAACACUUUCGUCUCCUGCCCCUUCCCCCUCCUACUUUUGGUCAAUCCCUGUUUUUGAUCCUGUUUUCCUCUUCUCCCCAGGAUGGAGAAGGUGGUGAACACAAGAACUGAGGAAGGAGGUUUCCAGUUUAGUUACGUUAAAGGGCCCUAGGGGAGAAUAAAGCUCAGAGCAGGAGGAAGUAAGGAAACAUUUCUUUUUUGGUUUUAUUGGGUUGGAGUUUCUCAUAUUUGAAAACAGUGCAGUAUCCAUGAGUCAGCCUUGUGGAGGGUAUUUCUAGGUAGAGGUGAGAAUGGGGAGGCAAGCUUUCAGGCACCAGGUGGGUGUUAUGUUGUUAGCUAGCUGGGUGGAGGUGGAGGUACAGUGUCAUCUGUGGCUCUGGAACUCUUCCAAGGCCCAGCUGGCACAAGGCCCUCACCCAGCCUCUUAGGUCGCUUCUCUCCUAUAGUGGGGACUGGACCCCAGAAUCCUCCAAAGAAUCUUCACUGGUUGCCUGCGUCUUUGGCUCUGCUGUGAUAUAAUUGGAGGGGGGACCAGUUUCUGAUAUCCAUCCUCUGAUUUAUACAUAUGCAUUUUCCCCCUCUGGCCUUUAGAUGGUCUCAGCCCCAGCCACCAUAUCCCCCUGAAGUUUGCACUUUAACUGAUGGUAAUUCAGUUGGGAUAUUUGUUUUAUGGUGGUUUUGAUUGAUUUACUUGCCCUCCUACUUUCUUUUUAAUUAAAUGGGACCUGAGGGGUAUAUAUGAGGUUUUCAGAGGGGCUAUGGAGAAAAGUACAAGUGGCAGCUACUCAAGCCCAGUCUCCACUGUUAGCUUCCUCCAAAUCUGAUCCUUAACCCUCUAUUCUUGCCAACCUAACUCUUGAGUAUAGGUUUGCCUUUCCUGGAAAAUUAAGCAACUGGGGAGUGGUCUCAGGAUAGCAUAGGCCAAGGUAGGGGAGUAAAGAGGUCAGGCAAAAGGGAGGAGUUUUCUGUUCUUCCCCAGGGUUCACAUUCAAUUUGAUAUCCAUUACCAUGUCUUUUCUACUUCUCUGUAAAUAGGUAUGAUCUUAUUCCCACCAUAUAGUCCGGUCUGUCCCCUGCCUCCCAUCAGGCCCUAUUUCUUUUCUCCUUUGUUAGUAGCUUGAGUUUAGUCCCUCCAUCCUUAUCCCCCCAUGCAGCCAGUGGUUUAUUCCAUGUACCACUAGGGGCUAGUACCAUAGAGGCCUCCUUGUAGCCCCCUCAUAUCAUACUACCUGUUCCUGUGGACAGGGAAUGACUAGCACUGGAGGUACUUCACAACUGUCUGAUAUCAUUAGAGGACCUUGGUCCUUUCUAAAUCUCUAGCCUCUCUUCAUAUCCCUCAUCAGGUGUUUUAGGAUGUCUUUGGGAAGCCAUCAAGGCAAGAGAGAACUCUAAGUUCCUUCUUGUUCUAGCUCAGAGUUUUGGGAAAAUUGGGGAAAGACAGAAGUCACAGUGACUUAGGAUUGGAACCUUUCUGCCCUUUUGGCUUACAGACUGCCUUCUGUCCCAGAGCAGCUGAGAAAUCCAUAAAGCUGAGAUUCUGAAGGACCCAGCUUAGGUUCUUCCACUUAGGCCUCAAUUCCUUUCCUUUUCCAGGGGCAGCCUUAGUUCCCAUGGCCCUGAAACACACAUACAUUUUCCCCUUCCUUUUCCCAGAAUCCACUAGCCCCCCAAAGCACCCAGUGCUUCCUUUUUACAAGUGGAAGAACUAGGAUGGCUCUCUAAGUCUCUUAGAAAUGAAGUUCUUUCUCUGUGCAGCUUUCCCCAUGGAGCAGGAGUGAAGAUAUAUUAUUGCCUUGGGGCCAGGAAACCAUUUCCCCAGGCUUCUUCUCCCCUCCCGAACCCCCACAGAAACAGGAUUGGCCUUAGCUUCUGGGCCUAUCUGCUGCCUUCCCUCUACUUCCUACCAGCUCUUCUGCCUUUGAGCUCUGUUGGGCUUGGGGAUCUUCGUUUUUUAUUUCCCAGCUCUUCAUUUUUUCUUCUGGUCAGUUUUUUAGGGGGAUGGGGAUGUCAUGUUUUGGUUUUUGUUUUCUUUUUUCUUUUUUUUUCCUUUCUUUUUCUUUUCUUUUUUUUUUUUUUUUUUUUUUGCUUUUAAGAAAGCAUUUGCCUUUCUUCCUCUCCCAACGUAACAAUCGUGGUAACAGAAUGCGACUGCUGAUUUACCGAUGUAUUUAAUGUAAGUAAAAGAAAGAAAAAAUUGCA
This is a messenger RNA of Lemur catta (Ring-tailed lemur), 3405 nucleotides long. It is a transcript of the gene RAB5B, whose product is annotated as RAB5B, member RAS oncogene family. The transcript has 6 exons. The coding region runs from base 216 to 863 and encodes 215 amino acids. Gene Ontology annotation, molecular function: GTP binding; GTPase activity. The record is from RefSeq and is a predicted model, not a curated record. NCBI's taxonomy places the organism in Eukaryota, Metazoa, Chordata, Mammalia, Primates, Lemuridae.